CAGAAUCAUGGCUAUAUAAGAAGGGAUGGGAGCUGGAGUUAGCAGUACUACAACACUCUACUCAUUCACUCUUUGCAUAACUCUUUACCAUACACUAUCUUAUACUAUCAUACAUCAUGGCCGAAACACGCCUAUUCAAGCCGCUGAAAAUCGGCAACGUGGAAAUCAAACAUCGGAUCGCAAUGGCUCCACUGACUCGCUUCCGGGCAACCGACGACCGCAUUCCCACCCCUCUGAUGAAAGAAUACUACAGCCAGCGAGCGUCCACACCAGGCACGCUGAUCCUUAGCGAGGGCACCUUAAUCUCACCGUCGGCAUGCGGUGGUUUCGCCAACGCCCCUGGGAUCUGGAGUGAAGAGCACAUAGCGGGGUGGAAGACAAUCACCGACGAAAUCCACCGCAAAGGCUGUGCCAUCUUCUGCCAGAUCUUUGCAAUGGGCCGAGUUGCGAGUGUGGAAGGUGCCAUUAAGGAUGGGGUUGACAUUGUAGCGCCGAGUGCUAUUCCGAUAGAUGAGGAUGCUUCCGUGCCGCGGGCCAUGACUGUUGAAGAAAUCAAGCAAUCGGUUCGAGACUUUGCGGAUGCCGCGAGGAAUGCGAUUAGGGCUGGCUUUGACGGGGUGGAGGUUCACGGUGCGAAUGGCUAUCUGGCUGACCAGUUUAUCCAAGAUACUAGCAACCAUCGAGACGACGAGUAUGGCGGGAGUGUGGAGAACAGGUCUCGCUUUAUCAAUGAAGUCUUGCAGGCUGUUGUGGAUGCCGUCGGUGGAGAGCGUAUUGGGCUUCGUCUCAGCCCGUGGAGCUAUUUCCAGGGGAUGAGGAUGCAGAACCCAGUGCCUCAAUUCACCGACAUUAUCACCAAAUCCAGCGGCUUGAACCUAGCAUAUCUUCACUUGGUCGAGUCACGGAUACUUGGCUUCAAAGAUGCUGAAGGUGGCGAGUCGUUGGACUUUGCAUAUAAGCUGUGGGAUGGUCCGAUCCUUGUUGCAGGGGGCUAUAAGCCGUUGGAUGCACAGAAACUGGUUGAUCAAGAGUAUCCAGACAAGGACAUAGUGGUGGUCUUUGGAAGACAUUUCAUUUCGAAUCCGGAUCUGGUGUAUCGAGUCAGGGAGGGUCUAAAGUUCACUGCGUAUGACCGUGAGACUUUUUAUGUCUGCAACUCUCCAGUGGGUUAUACAGACUACCCAUUCAGCGAGGAAUACCUGGCAAGCGCAAACAAUACGUCCAUCUACUAGAACAGUG
Aspergillus versicolor CBS 583.65 is the source of this 1239-nucleotide messenger RNA. Its product is annotated as alkene reductase. NCBI's taxonomy places the organism in Eukaryota, Fungi, Ascomycota, Eurotiomycetes, Eurotiales, Aspergillaceae. Bases 117 to 1232 code for a protein of 371 amino acids. Gene Ontology annotation, molecular function: NADPH dehydrogenase activity; FMN binding. The record is from RefSeq and is a predicted model, not a curated record. The transcript has a single exon.